AUGAAAAAUUCACAAACGGUACAACGAACACCAGUAUGCACAACAGCACAGGAUACAGGAUUAGGUACAAAAAUUGCUACUGCUGCUAAUUCUGUUGCUGAUAGUCAGACGGUUUCUUCAAUGUCAACAGAAACGAGUGGACGAAAUCGAACAGAUGAUGAAGUUUCAAACUUUAAGGAUUUCCAAGAACCGGGAACUGCAUGGCAAGAUGAUGAACAUGAAUAUGAGACACAGAUGAAAUUACUCAAUGAGGAAUGGAAAAGGCCUGAUGUGAACGCAAUUAUGACAAAAUUACUCAAAAAUGAGUUGUCAUUCGCGGAAGCAGCCGAUCGUAUAUCGGUUAUUCUUGGACACGAGGUAACGACAGCAUCAGUACGGAGUCGUACCUUACACUGUUCUGAAUUGUCACAAUCAAGGCAGACAAAUAAUCAAAAUGAAGUUAAAGACGACAGGGAAAAUGGAGAGAAUACUGUGGAAAAAGAUCCGCGUAUUGCGAAAGAGUUUGGACCAGGACUUUAUGAAGUGAUACGAAAUUUACGCGGAAAUUUGAGCAAUAUAGCGAUCAAAGAGCAACAAAGUAACUGUGUACGAAUUUAUCGUAGAUCAACGACACGUAAUUACUACAGUUAUUAUCGUUGUUCAACGUGUGACCACCUAUCACGACGUGAGGUUCAAGGUGGUCAUCCAUCACCGAUCAUCAAAAUGGUCCAUGACAAUAUCGUUGGCGAACCAUUUCCAUCACAUCAUCCUGAAUGCAAACCAGUACCUCUUUCACAGCUCAGAGCUAUGCAAAUGCAACGGGAAAGUCGUCAAGAAGUGAUCGACGAAAUGUUAACUCCCUUUGAAGCUUGGUCAAGGGGACACCUAAGAGCUCUGUUAGAGGAGGCAAGAAAGGCUUCGCAACUUUCUAGACAGCAUCCACAAUGGAAAAAAGUCAAGUGUAAGUCACGAAAUGAUGAUGACAGGAAUCCAUAUGUAAGGUCAUCUGGAGAAACAUUAACGAAUUACGAAAAGAAAAUACAACAAAGGAUACAUGGGCAGUUAAAACGUCCAAGUUCUCGUACUAGUUCAGUCGUUUCAGAACGAUAUGGUGCUCAAACACCAACAGAUGACGAAUGUUCAUUUGCACGACGAAGGCGAGAUAGCUCUACUUUCAUAACAGAUGAAUCACAGACUCUUAUAUCGGAUGUUGCGAAAGUACCGGAUGCAGAUGGGUUAAUGUCGGAAGAGAGAGCACAAAUUCAGCAAUCAAGGGUUGUAAUGGAAGGUACAUCAGAAUUGAAUAAAACUGGAAAAGUCUCGUUUGCUUCAAGAGAUUCAGGCGAACCAGUUAAUGAUUUUGAUGGUAUAAAUCAAACAGUGUUCAGUGGUCAAACAUUAACUAGUGAAACUGGGAUAAAUCCUGCUGCUUCUACAAUCUCCAGAGGAACAUCGAAGGUAUGUGCAAAAAAUGAUCUUUCGAAUCAUGUCCGUAUAUUAAAAGCUGGUGCUGAACGCGAUACAAUCAGGGGAACUAGUCGAAAAUUAUUCGUGGUCGAUGAUGAGCACUUAUUGAAAUUGUUCCGACGAUGUCCAGAUUGUGGUGAGCAGCUAAAGAGUUUAUCACUUUCAUCUCGAAAAGCAGUACCGAUGAUAACCUAUAAAUGUGAGGGUAGUUGCGAGGAAAAAGUAUGGUUCGGUUAUGAAUCCAAAUAA
Brugia malayi is the source of this 1695-nucleotide messenger RNA. RefSeq lists its product as uncharacterized. Lineage: Eukaryota; Metazoa; Nematoda; Chromadorea; Rhabditida; Onchocercidae. The transcript has 11 exons. The record is from RefSeq and is a predicted model, not a curated record. Bases 1 to 1695 code for a protein of 564 amino acids.